AUGGCGUCUAGGGGAUUUCCGAGUCGGGAGGACUUGGUCGACUUUACACAGGCAGUUGCUGGGCAUGCCGGUGCUUUAUGCGACACGGACGGCUUUUUUUUUAUCAAGCCAUGUACUCAGCCGGAGAUCGACUUUUACGAGACGGCUCGCGCCCACCAUCCCGAGUUUACCGACCUGAUGCCACUUUACGUAGGCUCUUUGAUGCUCAACCAGGCAUCUGAUGUCGCUUCCGAGAUCACCCACGAGCUUCCAGCCAUCCUUGAUCCCAGCAAUCUGCAGGCUCAGAAGGUCUUGGCCGAAUUGCAGCAGCCACUCGGCGCAUCCAACCCUGAUAUUCAAGCUUCAGCUUCGGCGUCGAUGACUUCUGCCUCCAACGAUGGCGAGAGCUGGACCCCCCGAGGUGGUCAAUGCAUCCUUACCGAUCGCGGUGUUGUCCUGGAGAAUGUGACCUACGGCUACCAGAAGCCCAACGUGCUGGAUGUAAAGCUGGGUCAGAGGCUCUGGGCUGAUGAUGCACCACGUCAGAAGCGCGUGCGCAUGGACGAAGUGCGGGCUACUACGACCCACGAUAAGAUGGGCUUUCGGAUAUCUGGCAUGCGCGUCUUUCAAGGCUCUGCCGGCGCUUCUGAACCGGAGGGCUCGGACUACAAGAUCUACAGCAAGGACUUUGGCCGCUACGAUGUGAACGACGACAAUGUCGUCGACGCAUUUCGCAAAUUCAUCUUCAACAAAGCCGCCGGCAUCGACGAAGACCUCGGCCGGGCUGUGGCGAACGUUUUCAAGCAAGACUUGGAGCGCGUUCGUAGGGUGAUGGAGAAAGAGCGCACCCGCAUAUACUCAUCAUCCCUCCUGUUUGUCUUCGAGGGCGACGGCGCAGCUCUGCGUCAGGCUAUCGCUGCCAACGAGGAAGCGUCUGCAGGAACAUCGAGCUCAAGCUCCCGGCGUGAAGACCGCCGAAAGGAAGACGGCAAACCCGGCGACAGGUCCGCAAGCAGGACAGACAGCGGUAUUGUAAUCGCGUACGACGACCUAGAAAUCGAUAUCGAAAGCAAUAUUGCCCUUGAUGACGACGACGACGAAGAAGAAGAACCAACGCCACCUGCUAUUUGUGGCCUUCGCCUGAUCGACUUUGCCCACGCCCAGUUUUGUCCGGAGGAGGAUAGGCCAGACGAGAACGUUCUGGUAGGGGUUCGAAACUUGAUACGCAUAUUUGACGAACUAUCAAAGUGA
Messenger RNA from Grosmannia clavigera kw1407, 1230 nucleotides. Its product is annotated as arginine metabolism regulation protein 3. The transcript is spliced from 2 exons. NCBI's taxonomy places the organism in Eukaryota, Fungi, Ascomycota, Sordariomycetes, Ophiostomatales, Ophiostomataceae. The record is from RefSeq and is a predicted model, not a curated record. Bases 1 to 1230 code for a protein of 409 amino acids. Gene Ontology annotation, biological process: phosphatidylinositol phosphate biosynthetic process; inositol phosphate biosynthetic process. Gene Ontology annotation, cellular component: cytoplasm; nucleus. Gene Ontology annotation, molecular function: inositol hexakisphosphate kinase activity; inositol-1,4,5,6-tetrakisphosphate 3-kinase activity.